GUUAAGAAGUAACGCGGUUAUUACAUGUCAACAUGUCAUUCCUUCGAGUCUGUGCCUUCGCCAAAUGUCUGAAUCGUCGCGCUUUAUUUGAAAAGGGUGCUGUUCGCGUGUCUUUUGCGGACUGGUGUCAGCAGUGUAUGUCGAUAAGAAACGGCCCGGUCAGACGGAUAUCAGGGACCUCUCUCCAGCUUCAAAGAAGAAAUGUUUCAUUUGUAAUCCCAAAAACAGAAGAUGCAAAGAAACGUUUACUGGAACAGUCUCAGCUGUUAGACGUGCUUGAGGCCAGGAUGCAGCAACUCCAAACUGACACCAUUCUAGAUGUCCAACAUGCUAAGGUGCAAUUUGUUAAAGCCCCCUCUUCUGGAAGAGGGGCUUCCUCUGGUAGGGGUCCCAAAAGCACGCCUCAGGAGAAAACUGCCAUUCCUAAAUCAGGACAGACUGUUGCUAAAGGAGAUCCUAAGUCUCAACCCAGCCGCUGGAUGGAAAAAUUAACUCAGGAGAAGAAAAACAAACUUAAGAAACAGCAGCGUCUCCAGCAGAAAUUUCAGAAAAAUCUUAAGGAGAAGCCAACAGCCAAAUCAUCUAAAGGUAGCAAAAGCAGCUCCCAGAUGCUACCAGGCACAUCACAUAAAACUAUAUCUACCACAGCUAAAAAGAGUAUACCUUUGGUUAAGACAAACAAAGGAUCCAUGAAAUUAUCUGAUGACAGUCAUGCUGCAGCUUCUUCAACAGCUACUUCCACUGCUGCUGCAGCUGUAGCAGCCAUAACACAUAAAGUCUCGCAAGAGAAGAGGAAGAGUUCUAGAAAUCAGCCUCUCAGUGAAGGGGGCCAAAAGCAGGCCCAUAGUGAUGCUCAGGACAGGGCUAAGGAGCUGGCUGAGAUAGAAGAGUUGGAGAGGAGGCUCAGAGAGCAGGUGAACCAGUGGACCUCCUCUAGUAACCCAGAGCGCCUACAGGCGGACAGAGAAGGAGCUGCAUGUGGGGAAGUCAAGCAGAGCAUCCGCUGCUACCUGGAGGCGUGCGUGUUUGCGGGGGACAUUGAGAGGGCACACCGUUUCAUGCUCAGCCAGCACAGAGUAAUGAGUCGACGGAAACAUCUGAACACAGAUAUCUACAACAUCAUGAUGAGGGUUUGGGCCAAAAAGGGCGUAUUAAAUCAGAUCGGCCGCAUGUUUAUUCUGCUGGAAGAGGCUGGUCUGAAGCCAAAUCUGGGAUCCUACUGUGCUGCUUUGGAGAGUAUGGGCCGCAAUCCCAGCUGCUCCCCAAAAGUCAUCACUAGGUGCCUGAGUCAGAUGGAGAAGGACGGUCUGUCUGUGGACGAUCUGUUCAGCCAAUGUGUGUUCCAACAAGAUGAGAGAGACAAGGUGCUGAAGGCCGUACGCGUCAUCCAGCCCGACUACCAGCCCCACCUCAACGUGUCCACGAGCCAGUGUUAUUCAUCGCUGGUUAAGGACUUCUACACAGAGAGGGCAGACCACCACUACCCCAAGCUGGACUUCACUCGCGAGGAGCUCCAGGAGCGUUUCAAGCGUCAGCUCAGGGUAGAGCAGGCCUGCACUGUCACCAUCGAGUCAGUGGAGGCUGCCAAGCCCGUCACUGAAAACAUGGCCAAGAUGAGGGAGCUUCUAGCGGAGCAACGGGCUCAGUGGCAGAGGAGCCUCCUCCAGGCCCUGAGGGAGAGCAAGAUGAUCAUGGCAAACUCCAGCACCAGGGACUACAAGCUUAACCUUUAUCCCUACCUCUGUCUGCUGGAAGAUAGGGAGUAUGUCGACAUUAUGAUCCAGAGUGUUGCCAACCUGUCUCCCAGUGGAGAGUCGCUGAAGAUUUUAGCCAGAGAUCUGGGCCACAGGGUCUACACCCAGUACUGUAUACGGCAGAAACAUCACAGUGAGGCGGUGGAAAAGUUGGGCAGCCUUUACAGCGCUUACUCAGACCUGCUGGCCAAAGACACCAAGGAGUAUGACGUCCUUCCCAGGGAGCAGUGGUGUAAUCUGGAGAUGGAGCAGAAUUCAGGACCCAUGCUGCUGGGGGAAGAGACAAGCUGGCCGUACAUAAUAACUGUGGAGCUGGGCACUUACUUGGUGGAUAUGAUGGUCAAGAACCUCAAAAUUAAUAGCGACAUUCUGAACUCAUCCUACGAGAGGAAGCUCAUCCCCAUCCUCUACCACAUGUACGCCUUCCGUAGCACCCGACAGAUUGGCUUCAUCAAGCCCCACCCCAUCCUGAUUCAGAUGCAGCAGGAAGCCAUGGAGACCAAGCUCACCUUUGACUCCUACGUGAUGCCGAUGCUGUGCCCUCCCAUACCCUGGACUUCUGUCAAGUUUGGGGCCUACCUGCUGACACCGACCAAGCUGAUGAGGACAGUAGACGGGGCCACCCAACAUGACGUGUUGUUGGAGAAAUGCCAGAGCCUCCAUGCAGUCCUGGACUCUCUCAACCAGCUGGGCAACUGUGCCUGGAGGAUCAACAAACCCCUGUUGGAUAUUAUUAUCACCAUUUUCAAUGAUCGGGGUAGUGAAAAGCUAGACAUCCCUCCUCCCCUGUCAGAGGCCCCCAAAAUACCCCACUUCAACCCCCAAGAUCCCACUUAUACUUCUACCGAGAAGGCCCACAUGAAAAGAGAGGUGAUUAAUGCCAAAAAGAAAUGCAGUGAGAUGCACAGCCUGCGAAUGGAUGCUCUCUAUAAACUCUCCAUCGCCAAGCACAUGCAGGAUGAGAUUUUCUGGUUCCCUCACAACAUGGACUUCAGGGGACGUACAUACCCCUGUCCUCCAUACUUAAAUCACCUCGGAAGCGACGUGACUCGGGCCAUCCUUGUGUUUGCGGAGGGGAAGCCUCUUGGUCCCAAGGGCCUGGACUGGCUAAAGAUCCACUUAGUCAAUCUGACAGGGUUAAAGAAGAGGAGCUCACUACAGGGGCGGCUGGAGUAUGCAAACACUAUCAUGGAGGACAUACUGGACUCUGCCGACAACCCUCUAAAUGGUAAGAAGUGGUGGAUGAAUGCAGAUGAGCCUUGGCAGGCUCUGGCCUGCUGCAUGGAGAUAGCCAAGGCUGUGAGAUCUCCCGAUCCAACACAGUUCAUCUCUCAUUUUCCUGUUCAUCAGGACGGCUCCUGUAAUGGUCUCCAGCACUACGCCGCUCUAGGCAGAGAUGUUAUUGGUGCCACAUCAGUCAACCUCAUGCCCUGUGACAUGCCCCAGGAUGUGUACAGCGGAGUAGCACAGCAGGUAGAGGAGUUCCGGGCACAGGAUGCAGAGAAAGGUCUGAAGAUCGCCCAGGUUCUGAAGGGCUUCAUCAGCAGGAAGGUGGUGAAACAGACGGUGAUGACUGUGGUGUACGGGGUCACGCGGUACGGGGGGCGCCUCCAGAUAGAGAAACGACUGAAGGAGAUUGAUGAGUUCCCCAAGGACUAUAUAUGGGAUGCAUCACAUUACCUGGUACGACUGGUGUUCAGUGGCUUAAAAGAGAUGUUUACAGGGACCAGAGAGAUCCAGGAUUGGCUGACAGAGAGCGCCAGGCUCAUCUCCAAAUCUGGCCACACUGUGGAGUGGGUGACACCCCUGGGUUUACCCAUCAUUCAGCCCUACCAUCGCACACGUAACCAAGUGCUGAAGAGCAACAUUCAACACAUCAACCUUGAGAUCAACUAUGACACCAAAGAGAGGCCUGAUACAGUUAAACAGAAGAACGCCUUCCCACCAAACUUCAUCCACUCUCUGGACUCCACACACAUGAUGCUGACUGCUCUCCACUGCUAUAGUGCUGGUCUCACAUUCGUCUCAGUUCACGACUGUUUCUGGACCCACGCCCUCACUGUGGACACCAUGAAUAAGGUCUGUCGGGAACAGUUUGUCGCCCUGCACAGCCAGCCAAUCCUUCAAGACCUGUCCAACUUCCUGCUACAGAAAUACUGCAGUGGGAUCCUGACUGAUGCCAAGAACAAGAAGUAUCAGGAGUACAGGAGGCUGAUGCUGCUGCUGGCCAAAGUGCCCCAGACAGGUGAUUUUGACCUCCAGCGGGUGAAAGAAUCCACUUAUUUCUUCAGCUGAGAGGCUCGUGAGGGAGAGCCAUUGGAGGGAGAUGAAUGGAAUUGACAGUGCAGCGGGGAGACUUCAGGCCCCAGGGUCUAAACCGGUUUUGUCUCCAUCAGAUAUCAGUACAUUGAUCCAGCCGCACUCCACCUGCCUCCUGCUCCACGGGCUGGUUGGAGCUGCUGGAACUGCUGGAGGCGUUCACACACAGUGAACCCGCCUGAUUAACUGACUAGUGGGCUGAUGGAAGGGAGGGUGGGAUACUCAUCCAGGCGAACGAUGAGGGAAUCAGCAGCGGAUGGGAAUGUUAAGACAUCAAUCGGUGAAACGUACCUCUUAUUAUGGACUCAUCGGCCAUAAUCAGGUGUAUAUGUGUGUGCGUACGUGUGUGUGUGUGCGUUAAUGAGCCAUACUGACUGAAUCACAUGUGAACCGUGUCGACCUCUUCAUCACUCAGCAGCACGUCUGCUACUCAAUAAGACUAAGCAAAAACUUUCUACUUGCAAAGCGUAAUUGCUGGUGAUUUGUGGUACGUGUGUGUGUGUGUGUGUGUGUGUGUGUGUGUGUGUGUGUGUGUGUGUGUGUGUGUGUGUGUGUGUGCACGUGUGUGCAUUUUCAUGCUGUGAAGGCCUCCACAGAGCACUGACCCGCCUCUGAUACUAUCCCACCUAAUCAUCGAUCCCGUCCAUUACUGGAUGGCGGGAUGUUCUCUGACACACUGUUCAAACAUUUCAACUUUUUCUGAAGAAGUUUGAAGAACAGAUGUUCAAUGAAAAAUGUGCUUUACUGCAGUGGUUGGUAUGGGACUUUUGAUUCUUACCUUCUUGGAGUGACUAAGCACUUGGCAGUUGCCCUAAAAUAAAUGUGUUUCUUAAAAUGUCUCCUUACUCAUUUGAUGGUUCAAAGAAAUAGCUGGUAUUCUUAGGAUGCCUGAAUAGGAAGAAUGAGACAGCAUGUUAUUUAGUUGUAUCUGCAUAUUUCAAUUCUAUUGUGUAUCAUGAGAUGAAGGCCUCCUUUUAAAUGCACCACAAAGGGUGUGCAGGCUUCACUAAUCAACUCAGAUCUUAUUUUUUCUGGGCCAGUGCUGCAUCUAGAAGUAAAAAUAGCAAAAGUGCUAUCUGAUCAUUGCUGGAAACGUUACAGCAGCUUCAGACAAAAGGUGCCGUUGAUGUUCAAAGGCAAAUGUAGGCUCAGCCAAACAAAGCUGGCUGAGUGACAGUGUAAUGAAAUGGAGAUAAUCUUCCAGGGGGCAUAAAUAGCUGAUUAGACUGUAGGUUUUCAGAUGAUUUGCAUGGCAACAUGCACAUGCAGAUGCUCUUUAUAUUUACUGAUGUGCAUGAGAUGUGAGGCCAAUUUGAUCAGUUUUUUUUCUCAUAAAAAUGAGCUUUCACAUUGAUGACAUGAUUUAAAGUCA
Toxotes jaculatrix (banded archerfish) is the source of this 5445-nucleotide messenger RNA. It is a transcript of the gene polrmt, whose product is annotated as polymerase (RNA) mitochondrial (DNA directed). The transcript is spliced from 21 exons. Bases 33 to 4049 code for a protein of 1338 amino acids. Gene Ontology annotation, molecular function: protein binding; DNA-directed RNA polymerase activity; mitochondrial promoter sequence-specific DNA binding. The record is from RefSeq and is a predicted model, not a curated record. Lineage: Eukaryota; Metazoa; Chordata; Actinopteri; Toxotidae. Gene Ontology annotation, biological process: mitochondrial transcription. Gene Ontology annotation, cellular component: mitochondrial DNA-directed RNA polymerase complex.